Messenger RNA from Phycomyces blakesleeanus NRRL 1555(-), 351 nucleotides. RefSeq lists its product as hypothetical. NCBI's taxonomy places the organism in Eukaryota, Fungi, Mucoromycota, Mucoromycetes, Mucorales, Phycomycetaceae. The record is from RefSeq and is a predicted model, not a curated record. The transcript is spliced from 2 exons. Bases 1 to 351 code for a protein of 116 amino acids.
AUGUCAGAUUGGCCAAUUGACGUCAAUACUCGAAUUGACAGUUUUGGUAGAGUCAAUUGGCAAAAUAUUGCAUUGAAACUGUUUUAUAAACCGUUCGGUUUGUUAUAUAAAGGUCAAAGGGCAUGCCUGUCUAAUAAACUGCAGAAUUUGAUUUAUCCAGGCUUUUAUGAAUUCCAAGCCUUUCCUUUUGCGACAAUACGCACAAAAAGCAAUUCAAUAAUAUCAAGCGAACGUCAGGAUGAACCUCUCUUUAAUGUUCCUUUAUGGAGUAGAUACUGUAGCUUAACUGUAUUCCAACUUUAUAUUUCAAAAAGGAACAUAUAUCAAUAUGAGAAUUUGAGAUUGAAAUGA